CAGUGGGGUGACAAGUUACAGAAAUCACAGUAUCAGUGUGGCCUUCAAGCUUUUGAAGCAUAGUUUUUUGCUGUAGAUCCCAUAAGUGAACACACUUGUCCUCUGAUCCACUAACAAUAUACUUCCCAUUUGUUACAGAGAAUGUGGAUGUUAUACAAUAAACUCUGUUAGUAUGACCUGUAUAGACUUUCAAGAACUUACCAGCUGACUAAAGAGCCAUUAAACUUUAAUGGAGCGAAAUGAUAUUAACCAAUUAGGCACUCAAGUGAUCAUCGCCCAGAACAUCCAUUAGAUGGGCAGGCCUAUUAUUCAGUUUCCGUUUUGGGCCCAGUAUCAAUAUGCUAGCCCUCAGAAGAAUACUUUAUGAUCCAGCCCUUUAAGAUAAUGGAGCGCUAACAUUUGGCCCUUGUUAUGAAUCGACGUUAGAACGAAUUUAACAUCUCUGAUUGUGGCACGAACCCUAGAAAAUGUCGAAAAUCAUGAUUGUGUUGGCUAAGGCCUAAGCUUUCCUGAUAUGACUAUGGCUAAACUUCCUAUCGUCACCAGAGUUAGAGUCGUCUUUGCUUAAGCAGCAGAAUUCAUCUGCUUCUUCUAUUUUGAAUCUCGAUCGCGGAGCUUUCUUUUUCUCUGAUACCGUAUACUUCCCAUUUGUUACAGAGAACGUGGAUGUUCUACAAUAACUCUGAUAGUAUAACCUGUAUAGACUUUCAAGAACUUACCAGCUGAAUAAAACUCUUUGGACAAAGUUGUUCGUUCUCCUGCAAAAUCACCUCUUUUCUUACGUCUCAGCUAAUUUUUAGGAAUCAUGAAGAAGUACGGCUUGCAACUUAGGGUUCAACCUUCACAACAAAAGAAACAACCUACGAAGCCUCCACUACCACCUCCUCUUGGUUUUGGUCAAGAUGAUGAUGAUGAUGAUGUCGAGAGAGAAAUUUCUCGCCAUGCUAGCAAGAACAAGUCUCUUAGAGAGAUUGAGGAGCAACAAAAGAAAGCAUUGGAAGAAGAUCCAUCAGUGUUUGAUUAUGAUGGAGUUUAUGAUGAAAUGAAGGAGAAGAGUAUUCAUCAUAAAGUGCUGGAUCGUCAAGACACAAAGCCAAAAUAUAUUCAGAAAUUGAUUCAGAAAGCAGAGGAGAGAAAAAGGGAACAUGAUAUUAUUUAUGAAAGAAAACUUACUAAAGAGAGGAGCAAGGAAGACCAUCUUUAUGAAGAUAAGGAUAAAUUUGUUACUAGUGCUUAUAGAAAGAAACUUGAAGAACAGAAGAAAUGGGAGGCAGAACAACGCUUGCGUGAUCUUCGAGACGAGAAAGAUGAUGUUACCAAGAAGAGUGAUUUGAGUGAUUUUUACUUUAACCUUGGAAAGAAUGUUGCCUUUGGUGCCGACGAUGUCAAAUCAAGGAAAGUGAACAUGCAGGCUGAAGUAGGGAAGUUGGAGCAACAAGAAGAAAAAGGAGCUGUCAAUGAACUUGAGAAAGAUCGUUCCCCAACCCAUUCCAAUUCUAAACAAGAAGAUAUUCGAGCUGCUGAGUCUUCUAGGACAAAGGAGGGGCAUCAGGCUGAAACUUCAGCUCCUCCAAUAAGCUUGGAGUCCUCGUCUUUAAAACCAGUGUCCGAUGUGCCUAUUUCAGUCCAAGAAAAGUUUUCUAAUGAACAAACAUCGGGUGAGCAACCAAAACGCGACCAUCAUAAAAGGAGCGAGGAUGCAUUGGCCGCUGCUAAAGAACGUUUUCUAGCGAGGAAGAGGGUGAAGGAACUAUAGUUAGUUACUUGUUCUUUCUUUAUGUUUCUGCUCGCAUGUUUUAAUCUUUUUUUUUAAUGACCUUGUAUGUUAUAAGCAUGUGAAUUACGUCGUUACCACAAAAAUAGCCAAGCCAGAAGGAUAAGGUCCAGGAUUA
Mangifera indica (mango) is the source of this 1892-nucleotide messenger RNA. Its product is annotated as nuclear speckle splicing regulatory protein 1-like. Lineage: Eukaryota; Viridiplantae; Streptophyta; Magnoliopsida; Sapindales; Anacardiaceae. The coding region runs from base 806 to 1756 and encodes 316 amino acids. The transcript has 6 exons. Gene Ontology annotation, biological process: regulation of alternative mRNA splicing, via spliceosome. The record is from RefSeq and is a predicted model, not a curated record.